AUGAUCAAGAAACGGUCCCGACCUCAGCCAAGAGUCCGUGAAGUGUCGCCAGAAUCAGAGGACAAAGAGAUAGAAGAAGAAGGUGACGAUAAAUUGCCAUUAUCUGACCUCAUUGAGCUCCGAAGACUGAGAAAGUCACGGCAGGGUAUCGACGCAACGAAAUUAAACAAGGGGGACACGAAAAAGAAACGGAAGCGUCCUGUUGAGGAAAUACAGGAACAGGGAGGACUGAGGAAGGGUGCCACCAUUGAUCCCGAGGAGGACGACGAGGAAAGGGAUGCUAGAGCUCGGAGAGUAGUGCGGUCGAACAACUUUACUCAACAGACCAAUGCCCUCGACGUCGACAAGCACAUGAUGGCAUAUAUAGAGGAAAACCUCAAGAUAAGAAGCCACCCGCGCGACGAUUCGGAGGACAAGAACAAACCCAUGGAUCCACAGGAGGCGCUGUACCAAAUUUCAGACCGGUGGAAAGUUGAUCAGCAGAAACCGACCGCAGACGACGGCAGCGUCACCAACAGUAUAUCAAUGCUGACGGCCAUACCUGAGGUCGACCUUGGCAUGGAUGCGAGGUUGAAAAACAUCGAAGAUACCGAGAAAGCUAAACGCGUUGUUGCUGAGGGAAAACAGGAAAGACGGCCUAUGAAUAACGAUGAAGCCCAUCUAGCUGCUAAUCGCUUCUAUCGACCCAACUUGAAAUCUAAAUCGGACGCUGACAUUAUGCGGGACGCCAAAUUGGAGGCUAUGGGUUUGCCUACUUCGGAAGACAAACCACAAAAGUCGAACGACAAACCUCAGAUGGCUACGGACGAAUUGGUCAUGAAGCGGUUCAAGAAACGAAUGAAGAAAUGA
Messenger RNA from Desarmillaria tabescens, 849 nucleotides. RefSeq names its product hepatocellular carcinoma-associated antigen 59-domain-containing protein. The record is from RefSeq and is a predicted model, not a curated record. NCBI's taxonomy places the organism in Eukaryota, Fungi, Basidiomycota, Agaricomycetes, Agaricales, Physalacriaceae. The transcript has 7 exons. Gene Ontology annotation, cellular component: spliceosomal complex. Gene Ontology annotation, biological process: mRNA splicing, via spliceosome. Bases 1 to 849 code for a protein of 282 amino acids.